This is a messenger RNA of Manihot esculenta (cassava), 1718 nucleotides long. RefSeq names its product phosphoglycerate kinase, cytosolic. Gene Ontology annotation, molecular function: phosphoglycerate kinase activity; ATP binding; ADP binding. The record is from RefSeq and is a predicted model, not a curated record. The transcript has 7 exons. Gene Ontology annotation, biological process: glycolytic process; gluconeogenesis. Gene Ontology annotation, cellular component: cytosol. The coding region runs from base 287 to 1492 and encodes 401 amino acids. Lineage: Eukaryota; Viridiplantae; Streptophyta; Magnoliopsida; Malpighiales; Euphorbiaceae.
CUUAUUGGCAUAUGCUGAAAUGCAAAACCAGCGAUAGUUAGCUCAAGGGUUUAAGCUGGACCACGGAGAAACCCAACCCACCGCACUGCACAGUGCAUACCAUCUGUGUAACCCCCGCUCCAAGAAAUACCACAAUCCCAUAGCCCGUUUUGACCCCUCUCUAAUCUUCCUAUCUAUAAAAUCCUCCUCCUUUCCUUUUUUUGCUUGUAUUUUCUUUCGUUCCGCCCAAAAAGCUCUGUCCUUGAUCUUUACUAAUUUCUCGUUGGUUUUUCUGUUGUGUUGAGAUAUGGCUACAAAGAAGAGCGUCAGCAGUCUAAAGGAAGCAGAUUUGAAGGGUAAGAGAGUGUUUGUGAGGGUGGAUCUCAAUGUCCCUUUGGACGAUAACUUCAAUAUCACUGAUGAUACCAGAAUCCGAGCUGCCGUCCCCACGAUCAAGUACUUGAUGGAUCAUGGAUCCAAAGUUAUUCUUUGCUCCCAUUUGGGACGCCCAAAGGGUGUUACACCUAAGUACAGCUUGAAGCCUCUUGUACCUAGGCUAUCUGAACUUCUUGGGGUUCAGGUUAAAAUUGCUAAUGACUGUAUUGGUGAGGAAGUUGAGAAACUGGUGGCUGAGCUUUCAGAAGGAGGUGUAUUGCUUCUUGAGAAUGUAAGGUUCCACAAGGAGGAGGAGAAGAAUGAUCCUGAAUUUGCCAAGAAACUAGCUGCUCUUGCAGAUGUCUAUGUGAAUGAUGCAUUUGGCACUGCUCAUAGAGCCCAUGCAUCAACAGAGGGUGUAGCUAAAUACUUGAAACCUUCUGUUGCUGGGUUUCUCAUGCAGAAGGAACUUGACUAUCUUGUUGGAGCAGUGGCAAAUCCUAAGAAGCCAUUUGCUGCAAUUGUUGGUGGCUCAAAAGUAUCAACCAAGAUCGGAGUGAUAGAAUCCCUCUUGGGGAAGGUUGACAUCCUCAUAUUGGGUGGAGGAAUGAUAUUUACUUUUUACAAGGCACAAGGGCACUCAGUUGGGUCAUCCCUUGUGGAGGAAGACAAACUUGAUCUUGCAACUUCACUUAUUGAAAAGGCCAAGGCCAAGGGAGUAUCUUUACUGCUGCCCACUGAUGUGGUCAUUGCUGACAAGUUUGCAGCUGAUGCCGACAGCAAGGUGGUGCCAGCGUCUGCAAUACCAGAUGGUUGGAUGGGUUUGGAUGUUGGACCUGAUGCCAUCAAGACAUUCUGUGAAGCAUUGGAUACUACCAAAACAAUUAUUUGGAAUGGACCGAUGGGUGUCUUUGAGUUUGAUAAGUUUGCUGCGGGAACUGAGGCAAUUGCCAAGAAACUUGCAGAGCUCAGUGGCAAGGGUGUGACGACUAUUAUUGGAGGUGGUGACUCAGUUGCUGCCGUGGAGAAGGUUGGGCUAGCUGAUAAGAUGAGUCAUAUAUCAACUGGAGGUGGAGCCAGUUUGGAGCUUCUCGAGGGGAAACCACUUCCUGGAGUGCUUGCUCUUGAUGAUGCUUGAGCCAAGUUUUUGCCCGUACUUGCGAAAUUUAGUUCUGGUGUAUGGUUGGUUUCACACUUCACAGCCAUAAUGGACUCAUAGAACGCUGAUCUUAGGCUGUAGAUUUGAGUAAAUAAAUGUUUUCUGGUGAGCAUCUUCAAGGAUGGAUUGGUUGCGGAGUCUGAUGUAGUCAUUUCAGAAUGAUGUUUGCUUGAACAAUCCAAUUAAUAUGGGUUUGUUUUUCUUA